AUGUUCUCCUGCGCAAACUAUCCCCGCGGCUGCCGAGGCCGCGUCAACCGCGACGGCGCUAAAUGCUCGGACUGUGUGACUUUGAACCUGCGCCGCCCAGCAUCAGCCUCCCCGUUCGCACAGCCCCGUGACUACAAGCGAGCUCUACCCUCCGAAAGAUUGCGUAACUCUGUUUUCAACCGGUCUGAACUCGAGCUCUAA
Penicillium oxalicum is the source of this 201-nucleotide messenger RNA. RefSeq lists its product as uncharacterized. The record is from RefSeq and is a predicted model, not a curated record. The coding region runs from base 1 to 201 and encodes 66 amino acids. The transcript has 2 exons. NCBI's taxonomy places the organism in Eukaryota, Fungi, Ascomycota, Eurotiomycetes, Eurotiales, Aspergillaceae.